AAGAAGACGGGAAACAAAGAAAAGAUACUGAGGGAAGGAAGAAGAGGGAGGAGAGAAGGGGAAGUGGUUGCCGACAAAGGGUCUCCACCAUUGCUGGACCGCCGACUAGUCUGGGAGGAGAGAGAGAAAAUCGCAGAGAGAGAGAAACAGAGCAACGAAGGAAGGAGAAGAAUCGAAGGAGAAAUAGGGGACGGGGAGGGCGACGACCGACGACCCCAUUACCGUCGUCGCUGAAUCGCUGGCCAUCUGCAGCCUGAAGUGUGAUGAUGGAUGGAAAUCAAAUCAAUGAGGGAUAUGGUUUCCGCUGGGAGUCACAGCCAAUUCUUAAUUCGCAGCAUGUGCGCGGUAGUUGUGAAGGGUCACUGGUGCACUCUCUUGAAGUCGAAGAAUGGCACUUCUUGUUCAGCUCUCACUCCUACGCCCGUUCAUAACGUCCUCCUGCAGCUCUCACUCCAUGGUUAUGGGCCCACACAUUCCUUCCCUUUCUUCAAGUGGGCCCAGUCAAUCCCAAACUAUACCCACUCCUUGCACUGCUCGUGGGCCAUGGUUCACAUUCUUGCCAAGCACAAGCACUUCAGAGAUGCACAACACUUGCUCGAGAAAAUUUCCCAGAGGGAUUUCCUCUCCUCGCCUUCGGUUUUGAUGUCUCUCAUCAGGUCCCAUGAGGACACGGAGGUAAAUUCACAAGUGCUGAGCUGGCUUGUGAUAAUUUAUGCAAGGUCGAAACCAGCCCUGCAGGAUGCUGUUCAGGUUUUUGAGUAUAUGAGGGUUUCUGGGCUUAAGCCACACUUGCAUGCCUGCACUGUGCUGUUGAAUUCUUUGGUUAAAGAUGGGGUUGUUAACUUGGUGUGGAAGGUUCACAAGGGAAUGGUUCAAGUAGGGCUUUUCAGUAAUGUUUAUAUCUACAAUUGCUUGAUUCAUGCUUGUUCAAGGUCACGUGACAUAGAGCGUGCAGAGAAGUUGUUGAACGAGAUGGAGGAAAAGGGUGUAGUUCCUGAUAUCUUCACUUACAAUACUUUGAUUUCAUUGUAUUGCAAGAAGGGUAUGCACUAUGAGGCUUUAACAGUACUUGAUAGAAUGGAAAGAGAAGGGAUAGGUCUUGACAUUGUUAGUUACAAUUCUCUUAUCCAUGGUUUUUGUAAAGAAGGUAGGAUGAGGGAAGCUAUGAGGAUGUUUAGUGAGAUGAAGAACAAUGUGACUCCGAAUCAAGUGACUUAUACUACAUUGAUUGAUGGGUAUUCUAAGGUGAAUGAGCUCGGGCAAGCUUUGAAGUUGCACAAGUUGAUGCAGGCUGAGGGGUUGGACCCUGGAGUUGUCACUUAUAACUCGAUUCUGCGCAAGCUAUGUCAGGAUGGCAGGAUAAGGGACGCAAACAAAUUGUUGACUGAGAUGAGCGAAAGGAAACUCCAAGCUGAUAAUAUCACAUGUAACACGUUGAUUAAUGCUUACUGCAAGAUAGGAGAUUUGAAAUCUGCUCUGAAGUUCAAGAAUAAGAUGUUGGAAGCUGGGCUGAAGCCUGAUCCAUUUACAUACAAGGCACUGAUACACGGGUUCUGCAGGGUAAAUGAACUGGAAAGUGCAAAGGAGCAUCUUUUUGGCAUGCUUGAUGCUGGAAUUUCACCAAAUUACUCUACGUACUCAUGGAUUGUGGAUGGACUUUGCAAGAAGAACAACAUGGAUGCAGUUCUAGCACUGCCAGAUGAGUUUUUAAGCAGAGGCCUUUGCCUUGAUGUUUCAGUAUAUAGGGCACUGAUUAGAAGGUUAUGCAAACUAGAAAAGAUUGCAUGUGCUGAGAAGUUAUUGAAUCAUAUGGAGGGAAAAGGUAUAUCAGCUGAUAGCGUUAUUUACACUAGUAUCGCCUAUGCUUACUGGAAAGCAGGGAAUACAAAUGCUGCAUCAAAUGUGUUAGUUGAGAUGGCUAGGAAGAGGUUGAUGAUAACAAUCAAACUCUAUAGAUGUAUUAGGGGUGCUGAUGAUAAUAGUGAAAGCAAAGUGUUACAGAUAUUCUGGGAUCAUGUAGUGGAUUUAGGUCUGAUGUCAAGAAAUACAAUGAAUAAGAUACAACAGAUGGCAAUAUGAUAAUAAAUUCGUCUUAUUUUCAGUUGAUUGCAACUGCUGUGUGAUGUCUACAAAAACCAUCUUCAUAUUUUGACUAGAUGACAAAUUGAUUAUUGUAUAGCAUUAAGUGGCCACCUAUAUAUUCUCCUAUCUCUUCAUUCUGUGUCUCACCUGCUCUUUGCCGCUUCCCUCUGCUGUAGCUCUCUGAUGCUAUUUGGUUAGGGUUCAGAGAGAAGGUACUGGUGGGCAGAUUUCUGGGAGUGAUUUGUGGGAUACACUAGAAGAUGGGUUUAGCUUUGCAAGCUGGAUUUCUCUCUUCCCUCUGAUUCUCUGAGCUGAUGAUGGUGGCGGUUAAGAUCAAAUUAAAUUUCGGAGUUAAAGAAUAUGUCUUCCACACUGGUGAACUUUGGGAGGCAAAGGAGAGGAUAUGCAAGGCUUCCAUUCACGGAAACUUAACUAGUUGGGAUUUCAGAUUUAGUGAAGUGAAAUCGUCCUGGGCAACUUCAUCAUUCAAAUCUCGGGAAACUUAUUGGAUACUGCCUUGAAGGGGAUAACUGGCUUCUGGUGUAUGAGUACAUGCCCAAAAGAAACUUGGAAAAUCACUUAUUUCAUAGUAUUUUCGCUGUUGUUGCUUAGUUACUACUAAUAAUAUCACAUGAAUCUUGGCUUGGUCCAGUAAUUAACUAAUGUGGAAGAUUGAAUUGCAUGCAAAGGAGGACAAAACGCUUCCUUGGGCAACAAGAAUCAAAGUUGCUAUUGGUGUUGCUUGAGGACUAACCUUCCUACAUGAAUCUAAGCAACAAGUUUUCUACUGAGAUGCAUAGUUUUUUUUUAUAUUGCGGAUGGCAAUUCAUGACUGCGAGCCAAAAAUCCAGUUAUAGUGGAUGGCGUUGCGGAAUAUGGCGAAAAUGGCGGAUUACUUAAAAAAUACACAUAUAUGUACUACAAAAAAUAAUACAGAAAAAUUGUAAAUAUAAUAAAUUAUAAAAUCUAUCUAUAUAAGCAAUUUUUUAGUCAUAAAACAUCCAAUUA
Molecule: messenger RNA, 3090 nt
Organism: Arachis stenosperma
Lineage: Eukaryota; Viridiplantae; Streptophyta; Magnoliopsida; Fabales; Fabaceae
Product: pentatricopeptide repeat-containing protein At5g38730
Exons: 4
Coding region: 271-2079 (602 amino acids)
Molecular function (GO): protein binding
Source: RefSeq, a predicted model, not a curated record